Molecule: messenger RNA, 448 nt
Organism: Bradysia coprophila
Lineage: Eukaryota; Metazoa; Arthropoda; Insecta; Diptera; Sciaridae
Gene: Acbp2
Product: Acyl-CoA binding protein 2
Biological process (GO): fatty acid metabolic process
Molecular function (GO): fatty-acyl-CoA binding
Source: RefSeq, a predicted model, not a curated record
UCAUAACAAUCAGUACAAUAUCAGUCGUGGUUUGGUAGGCAGCGGUAAAGGUACGAUUUCAUUACAUUACACUUGAAUAAGAAGUGCAGAUAAAAAUUGCUAAAAAUAUUAGGCCAAUCAAUUCAAACUUAUUAAAGAAGCAUUAACGUACAUCAUCAAAAAUGUCGCUAGAAGAGAAUUUCAACAAAGCUGCAGAUCAAGUUAAAACUUUGACGAAGCGACCAACUGAUGAUGAGCUGUUGAAAGUAUACGCUUUGUUCAAACAGGGAAGCAUAGGCGAUAACAACACAAGUAAGCCUGGACUUCUGGAUUUGAAAGGAAAGGCUAAGUGGAAUGCAUGGAACGAUUUAAGUGGAACAAGUCAAGAUAAGGCGAAGCAGGACUACAUUGACUUGGUUAAUGAAUUGUUGGCUAAAUAUGAAUAAAUAUUUUCUUUUUUAACUGAGAA